CCUCUACACACACACACACACACACACUCACUCGAUCUAAAGCUAACGGGACUCGUUUAGUUAGAAGCUUUUCUCGGUCCGGAUCAGACUGAACUGAUUUCUCUUCUGGUUCCUGUCCGACCUGGAGACAUGUUCUCCCGCUACGUGCUGCUGAUCGUCUCUCUGGUGGAUCUCCUGUCGGACUUCCGUGUGUCCUGCUGUGAUGAAAACUGUGCAAACAAAACAGUGUUCACUCCCCCCCGACUGGUGGUAAAGCACGGAGACCGGACCUCUGCCACCUGCUCUCUGUGCCCGUCGUGCCCAGACGACAUUUUCGAUGUGGAAAAAUCCGUCGGAUACAACGUGAAAAAUGAAAGAAACAUCACAGUAACAUGGACGGUUGAAAAAAUGAUGGAAUGGAGAACGACUCCAAAGUGUUACUAUAUUAAGACUGAUGGUGUCAUUUGUUGCACUCGGCUGAACAUUACCGUGUACAAGCCUCCAGCCCUGGUCUCCAUCAGCUUUUUUAAUCACACCGGCCCGUUGUUCGAGUCCUGUAACUACAUUCUGCAGUGCAAGGUGCACAACGUGGCUCCGAUUAGUAAUGUCCGCGUGACCUUCUUCAGAGGUCAGACAGAACUGGGCCAGAAAUGGACCUUGAGUAACCUGCAGAAGGAACCAGUGACUGAGGUCUUCUCUCUGGGAAUCUCCCCCACUAAAGAAGAUGAUGGAGCUCAGUACUGGUGUCGAGCAGAGCUGGAGCUGGGACCUGAUGGACCACAGCCCCCUCUGAUGGUUGUGUCGAAAAAAGUGAUAGCUACUGUCCACUAUAAGCCCAGGCAGCUGGCGCCAUCACCUCCAGAUCUGAUCACCCUCACACAAGGAGAUCGUCUAGAGCUGAACUGCACGGCCGAGGGGAGCCCCCGCCCCUCGUACACCUGGACCUCCCUGCCAGACGGCGUCCCCCCGUCCACCAGCAGCGUCCUCACCAUCCAGUCUGUGGCUUCUGGGCACGAGGGGCAGUACACCUGCUCUGUCAGCAACUACGUGGGCACAAACACUGUGAUGUUCCGGGUGGCUGUCAAACCCUACAUCACCACGUACAUAACAGUUGCUGUUCUUGUGGGCAUCGCGUGCUUGAUGGGAGGAGUCUUUUGUUUCUACAAACGAAGCAAAAAACACUGGGCCGUACCCACUGAUGGAGAGUGAGUCUGUUGGAAGUUGUGACAAGUGUGUGGAGAAGUUGUUUUGAGAUACGAUGCAGAGUUGACGUCGGACUCGUGGCCUUAGCUGCAUCUCUCUCGCUGUCAAUUGCUGUCGUCUGUCUAUUGACGACUUAAAAUGCCCGAAAUUAUUUCAGUCUCAACUUGUGUGAGUGUCUGUAUCUCAGGUUUAAAACAUACUCAUGGUUUAACAUUGGUUUUAGGCAGCGCCGCCGCUCCCAUAACGCGCACUACGCGCUGUGCGAAGGGCACCAAGUCCUGAGGGGGCCCCAAAAAUAGGCAACUGAAAAAUCAUCAUAGUUAUAAUAAUUAUGUAGCCGAGCGUUUGGUUGUAUCAUAGGUCCGGCCUCAGCCGACAAAGGACACAAGAGCAGGUCAUGCGCUCGGGACAUCACACCCGUUUUUUCUCCGUUCAUUUAACAACUUCACUCAUCACAGAACCCACUUCCUUUAAAAACCCCUUUCAAAAUAAGAGUCACUACCAACAACCCGCUUAGAACAGGAAAUACAAAUCAACCCUCAACAAUAACGUCAUUAAAUAAAAUAGCUUACAAUUAUAAUGCCGAUAUUAUUUCAGUAUAGAAAUAUUAGGCACCUUUUAGGCAUGUAUAUCACAAAACAGGCAGAACAAGAGAUAUAUUUAAUUGCUCAAAAAAAAGGUGGUGGUGACAGCAGGUGACAAUGUAGAGACCUGUUGUCCCCCUCCAACUGAUCCUGCUCUUUGGCCACCACAAGUUUUAGACGCGGAUCGUGUUGAAGUAGUAAGAAGAGGUCCAUUUAAAAUCCCAUCAGAUUUUAAUUUUCCAAGGGGACUAGAUGGCAGGGCGUUUCAUAGUAGCCUACAAUUCAAAACACUCUCAAAUGGAGAGAAAAUCACAAGAAGUUGGCUUGUUUACUCGCAACAAAGCAAAGCUGUGAAGAUGUUCUCAAUACUUGAAUGUGUGUUUUAGCUGUUCUUCAUAGUGUGUUUACAAAGUAAAGUAAAAUUGUGUGAAUUAUCUGCUUCUAAAUCUUUGCUUUAUUGAAGAAGAUUGCUAACUUGCAUACUUCUGCUUUUAAGUUUGUAUUUAUGGAUGACUAUUUAAUUUCUACUAAGAUUUUGCACAUCCCAAUACUUGUGUGUAUGUAUGUUUUGGCUGUUCUGUGUACUGUGUUUACAAAGUAGAUUUUCCUUUUUCGUUUUAAUAAAAUGUUAAACUGGCAGAAACAAAAGUUUUUUCUCGGGGGGGGGGCCAUCAUAAUGGAGUUAUGCUUUGGGCACCAACAUGGUUAGCAGCGGCACUGGUUUUAGGUAAAUUUAUACAUUUCAUUUCACGGACGAAACCACAUUGUUGGACAAAAUUUGAAAAAAUGAUUCACAUAUUCUUUCACACUGAAGUUCCCGAAUGUAUUUCUAUGACUUGUUAAAGUUAAGUUCAACACUUAACUGUAUUUUGUGAGCUACCCACUGAAGUACAUUUUUUAUUUGGUGAAAGAAAGAUCAUCUCUCUCUUUUUCUGUUUUCAGUGUAUGUACAGUUAGUGUGUAGUUAAAAAUCCAGUGUAAAUGUGAAGCUAAUAAAGUAUUCGUUGGCUAAA
Molecule: messenger RNA, 2779 nt
Organism: Limanda limanda (common dab)
Lineage: Eukaryota; Metazoa; Chordata; Actinopteri; Pleuronectiformes; Pleuronectidae
Product: vascular cell adhesion protein 1-like
Exons: 5
Coding region: 130-1188 (352 amino acids)
Biological process (GO): cell adhesion
Molecular function (GO): integrin binding
Source: RefSeq, a predicted model, not a curated record